UUGUUUUUCGAUAACGAGCGCGAUAAAUCUUGGAUAACAAGGAAAGUGUUAGAAACGGUUAACGAUGAACCUCCCCGAUCAGGAGGUACCAGCUGCUACCGCAAAUUUGGGGAGAUUGCCAUCGGAAGAUUAUGGAAGAUUAGCUGUAUCGGUUCAAACUACGAGCACCGAUUAUUGUACACACAAUAAUUAUACUACAUCUCAGACGAGAAACGACGAGAAAACGCAACCUGGAAACGAAUUGUAUCCUUCUCAAGAUUAUACGAGACAGGAAUCUUGGCUCCACGAUGGUAGCAGUUGUGAAACAGAAAAUAGCGAGCAAUACGUGCCAGAAUUUCAUCAAAUACCAAAUGGUUGCGUAAAACAAGAAUCGGUGAAUUGUGAAAGAUCCAGAGAAGCUCUUUACCAUCCUCAAUAUUCCGUUUCCGUCGCACAUCCAUCUACGCUUAAUACUAAUUUUCUGGAUAUAAAUCCUAGUACUCCAGUUGAUUGUUUCGUAAAUAACAGGUUGAGCCCGCAGAAAAGUGAAUCUUCAAAAAACGUUGCUGUAAAAGAAGAACCGACUGAUAAGGGUUAUCUCGAGCCGGUUUCUGUGUCCAGUAUAUCGUCUUCAAUAACUCCAACUUCUCAGAACGGCUCUCAGCAACAACAACAACAACAAUAUGCAAUUGGUACCCGAGAAAGUAGAAGUUCACCGAUACCCAGUCGACCAGCCAGUGCUUUUUCCGGUACAUCUCAAUGGCAACCACCUAUUUCAACUCAAUCAGAUAACUUUUUACCACGACAAGAAAGUUGGACGUCCGAUGCUUAUGGUAAACGUAGUAUAACUCCUACUUGGACAGAAUUAGGGGUUCAAGUGGAUUCGAGAAAUUCGUCGUGGGAAAGACAAAAUAAUUGCUUGCAAAAACGAGGAUCACCAUCAUCCUCGUGGAAUUCUGAAUACAUUAGUAAGAGGCCAUCUUCGACUAGUGCUACAACUACUUGGAGCGACGUGACUGUUGGAUAUCAACAACAGAGACGUGGAUCUCUUCAGCUUUGGCAAUUCCUCGUUGCUUUGUUGGAUGAUCCAACGAAUGCACCUUGCAUCGCCUGGACCGGUCGUGGCAUGGAAUUUAAACUUAUCGAACCGGAAGAGGUAGCACGUAGAUGGGGCGUUCAAAAAAAUCGACCGGCAAUGAAUUAUGACAAAUUAAGUCGUUCUUUAAGGUAUUAUUAUGAGAAGGGAAUAAUGCAAAAGGUUGCAGGUGAAAGAUACGUUUACAAAUUUGUAUGCGAUCCGGAAGCUUUGUUUAAUAUGGCUUAUGGUACCGGAGGAUCUCCUGCACUUACUACCGAAGUCCAUAGUAGUAUGGUAAGAACGCACACAGUGUCAGGAAAGACGUGCACCACAAGUGACAUCACUGAACUUGGUAAACAUUCAACAACCGGUUACGGUGAUGCUGUUCUUGCUAUGUAUUCGAACACGGCUGCAGUUUAUGGACCAUCUACCUUACAUCAUCUACAUCAAUACUUGGGUGCUAAUGAAGAUUUUAAGACACCAACGACUAGAUAUCAUGCGCAUUACUCAGCGCAAUACGAUAAUCAUCACCACCACUAUCAUCAUCAUCAUCACCAUCAUGCUACUUCAGCUUAUUCGGAAACCUUUAUUAACUAUGGUCGGUUAUCGACAUUAGAACAUCCCCUUGAUGUUAGAUCUCAAGAACAACCAACUAAAACCUCGUACAAUCACGAAGCAGAGAAUAUCAGUAGAGAACGAGAGAAUUUACCGAUCAGUUACGACGAUACGCAGAGAUCACAGUUACCACCACCGUCGGCAACUACGGAAACCACAAUAUUGGACAGUAGUACGAAUUCUAAAAUCGAGCAAGUAUCGUAUGCUUGUUUAGGUGUUGGUAGUUGCGUUUGUUGAAGAAGAUAUAUAGAAAUUUCUUCUCCAUCUCGAAGGUUCAU
Molecule: messenger RNA, 1950 nt
Organism: Polistes canadensis
Lineage: Eukaryota; Metazoa; Arthropoda; Insecta; Hymenoptera; Vespidae
Gene: Ets96B
Product: ETS translocation variant 1
Exons: 10
Coding region: 65-1909 (614 amino acids)
Biological process (GO): regulation of transcription by RNA polymerase II; cell differentiation
Cellular component (GO): nucleus
Molecular function (GO): DNA-binding transcription factor activity, RNA polymerase II-specific; sequence-specific DNA binding
Source: RefSeq, a predicted model, not a curated record